AUGGGCAUCCAAAGCAAGCUUCAUGUUAUAAAGUCGCUUGAUUCCCUUCUAUACUAUCACUUUGUAUACAUUUACUUUCUGGAUGCAAGCCUGCUCCUUCUCAUCUUUCGUGUCUUUUUACAACUGCCGCUGCUUUCGUCAAGGGCGUUGCCACGGACAUUACGAACAGCAACUGGUGUCGUAACGGCCGAGCUUGGUAUAUGUAUAUUGAUACAUGGCUUGAGUGAACCGGGGCAGCCUGGCAUCCUGAUUGAUUUUGUUGGCAACGUGACGCAUGCGAGUAUACUACGGUUGAUAUGGCUGGAUUUGAUGAUCUAUGGUUUACAAAUGAUACGCAUCUUCAUGACCUUCAACUUGUCACUGCAAAAUGAUCUCGUUGCUACUACGGUCCCUGUACCUCCAGCCUUGGUUCCCGCCCUCGGUGCUGAAACGCUUACAUUGAUGCUUCCAUCUUCAAAUUCAUCAAGGAAUCGAGAAGAACAACAAGAUGAUCGUGAUCCAUUUUAUCGUACCGAUGAUAUGGUGAUGGAGAUUGAACUCAAGUCGUCCUUGCAAUCCAUUAUGCAGCCAACACCCCAGGAACAAGACCCAGUCGAUCGAUUACCGGUAUAA
Messenger RNA from Lichtheimia ornata, 612 nucleotides. RefSeq lists its product as uncharacterized. Lineage: Eukaryota; Fungi; Mucoromycota; Mucoromycetes; Mucorales; Lichtheimiaceae. Gene Ontology annotation, cellular component: Dsc E3 ubiquitin ligase complex. Gene Ontology annotation, biological process: protein processing; SREBP signaling pathway. The transcript is spliced from 3 exons. The coding region runs from base 1 to 612 and encodes 203 amino acids. The record is from RefSeq and is a predicted model, not a curated record.